UCCGCCCCGUCCCCCGUCACGUGACCGGGGCGGCCGGGCCCCUAGCGGACACCGCAGCCGCGCCCGGCCCGGUCCGGCCCUGCUGCGCCUCGCCAUGGGCUGCUGCUACAGCAGCGAGGCUGAGGCCUCCGACCAGGAGGAAGAGACCAAACGGCUGCUGGAGCCGGCUGCCAGCCCUCCCAGCAAGGCGCUGAACGGCGCCGAGCAGAGCUACCACAACCUGCCCUCGGCUCGCACGGACGAGCAGGCGAUGCUCUCCUCCAUCCUCGCCAAAACCGCCAUCAACAUCAUCGAUGUGUCAGCAGCAGACUCCCAGGGCAUGGAGCAGCACGAGUACAUGGACAGAGCUCGGCAGUACAGCACCCGCCUGGCCAUGCUCAGCACCACCCUGACGCACUGGAAGAAGCUUCCCCUGCUGCCAUCUCUCACCAGCCAGCCCCACCAAGUCCUGGCCAGCGACCCUGUGCCCUUCGCAGACCUCCAGCAGGUGUCCCGGAUAGCUGCCUAUGCCUUCAGUGCUCUCUCCCAGAUCCGAGUCGACGCCAAAGAAGAACUGGUUGUACAGUUUGGCAUCCCCUGAGCCCCCCCAGACCUGCAGCUGCAGCACCUUGGGGGUCCUCUG
Molecule: messenger RNA, 622 nt
Organism: Dryobates pubescens (Downy woodpecker)
Lineage: Eukaryota; Metazoa; Chordata; Aves; Piciformes; Picidae
Gene: LAMTOR1
Product: late endosomal/lysosomal adaptor, MAPK and MTOR activator 1
Exons: 5
Coding region: 95-580 (161 amino acids)
Biological process (GO): cholesterol homeostasis; regulation of receptor recycling; endosomal transport
Cellular component (GO): Ragulator complex; late endosome membrane; membrane raft
Molecular function (GO): guanyl-nucleotide exchange factor activity; molecular adaptor activity
Source: RefSeq, a predicted model, not a curated record